Diaporthe batatas is the source of this 967-nucleotide messenger RNA. RefSeq lists its product as uncharacterized. The record is from RefSeq and is a predicted model, not a curated record. Gene Ontology annotation, molecular function: kinase activity. NCBI's taxonomy places the organism in Eukaryota, Fungi, Ascomycota, Sordariomycetes, Diaporthales, Diaporthaceae. The transcript has a single exon. Bases 89 to 541 code for a protein of 150 amino acids.
GAAAACCUCAACACAUUGUCACACACAUCUCUACGAUAUUCCAGCCAAACGCUGCCGAGACCCAGUUUCCCUGAGUACUUGAUCAACCAUGAACAAGAAACAGCCCAUAUUUCUGACCGCCAACCAAAUCAUACGACUAUACCGCACUCGCAUCAUCGCGUCCAUGCCCUCACAGCAUGCCCUUCUCGAGUCGGCCGUCGCGUCUCCCAUCAACCAGCAUCACUACACCCGCACAGACGAUGUAUUCUAUCUAGCCGCGGUACUGGCGCAAAAGGUCAUGCUCAAUCAUUCCUUCUCAGACGGCAACAAACGCACAAGUGUCGCCGCGGCCGACAUGUUCCUCAGGCUGAACGGCUACUAUUUGACAGCAGGGGGCGAUGGAAUUGACCUUCCAAAGGACGGCUGCAGAGGAGGCAGAUUUACUCAGGGCAGUCAUCCUCGGUCGUCCCUGGCAGAUGCGCACGUUGCCGUGGCGAGCGGACAAUGGAGCGAGGACGAGCUUGCGAGGUUUUUCAAGGAGGUUGCGCAGCCCCUGAAAUGAAGACACAUGCACAGAACGGGACUCGGGUGAUCUUGAGCCAAGCAUCACGAAGCCUGCUGCUGCUACUCAGAGCCGAGAUGCUUGGAUCUGGUUGCUUUUGGGCAACCGGCCAUUCCCAGACACUGCCAGAUUCAAAAGGUCUGGAAUGGGCUCGCUUCGUAAAGUAUUUGUGUGCGGGAAGAUUCCAGGGCACCAAGGGCCCAUAAUGAUUCCUGAGGAGGAUUUCCACGUUUGUUACCACGUCGUUGUUGGGCGUUGGACGAAGAGACAAGAACAAGACGAGAAGAGGCAAACAGAGAGCCGGAUGAUGCUCAGACUGCCAAGGUACAUCGUCAAGUUACAAUGAGCCCGUCCAUCCAGCUACGAGUGCUGGCCCAGAGUUUCGCCAAAGCACCACUCGUGCGGCCAGCACUGAGCGAAACCAAC